Molecule: messenger RNA, 3412 nt
Organism: Linum trigynum
Lineage: Eukaryota; Viridiplantae; Streptophyta; Magnoliopsida; Malpighiales; Linaceae
Source: the annotation of a GenBank genome assembly
CUCCUUAUGAGCGUAAGGUCUCCCGAGAUAGCUGCGUUGAGAAACUCGGUUUCCCCUAGAUCAUUUGCUUAGGGAAACAACAACAAAUGGAGAAAAACCUAAACGAAAAUCAACAAGAGCUGGCAGGGCUGCGAUUCGCCGGAGACAUGGCGCUGCUCGACAAUCAGAUCCCCUUCUUCAUCCUUGAAUGGCGUUUUAAUUACACAGUCCUCUUAAUCUCCGUAGGCUUUCUAUAUUGCAUGCCUCGACGUCGCUCUGUGAUUCUUCAAAUCGGUGAUCAGUGGGUCACUGCUGAUGACCUCGGGGCAGUCCACGACGGCGUGGACGAAUUUCCCUGGGAUGGAAACGAUUAGAAUGGCGAGCAUGCAGAUCAUGAAGCACUUGCUCCACCUAACCUCACUAGCUACUCACCUUCUUUGUCUUCUUCCCAUCCGAAAGCAAAGGUGAGGUUCGAGAUCUGAGGGUGGCGGCAUUGGUGCUUUCAGUGUUCAUCCCAUCAUGGAGGAGCUGUCCCGAUGGGGAUUUGAGUCUAGAGGAAGAAGCGGGGGAGAGGAAGCUAUGUGUUGUAAGGACUUGUGUUUUGCCGGAGAAAGGAGUGGGGGAGAAGAAGUGGUGGAGAGUGUUAGAUAAUUGGAGGGAUCACUAAUUCUUGUGUAGGAAAUCCAACUCAAGCUUCUUCUUUGUAUUGCUAGUGUACAGAGUAUUUAUAAGCAUACAAGAGAAGUAUACAGACAAAUACAUUUAUUACAUGAUCUUAAAAAAUAUAGAGCAUCAAAUCUUGAACGUGAUUUUGGUUAAUGUGGAGCAUGAAGCAUGAACAGUGAUUUGUGUGGCAAAUGGACAAAUUAACUUUGUUAACACCCCCUCUCGAACUCUAGAUGGGGACAAAGACUCUAACUAGAGUUUGCCAAUUGACCAUGAUGAACCUGAGCAUGAAAAGCUGGAAUGAUGAAGAUGCCAUGAUGAAGAAUGUAGAACUAAUUGUACACUGAACACAACCCCGAUGAUAGGGGCAUACAUAGUAUGCAGAUUGUAGCUUCUGGACCAUCACCUCCUUGGUGACGAGUUGUAAAUCUGAUUACCUCCCCAGUGACAAGGGGCAUAUAUAGUAUAUGCAUAUUUGAACUUCUUGAUUAUCACCUCCUUGGUGACGAGCUGUAUCUAAUCACCUCCCCGGUGAUAAGGGGCAUACUUAGUAUGCGGACAUUAGUACGAAAACAGGACUAACAUCUCAAAGAUGUGUCAUUUGCUGAUGAAAAACUUUGGGCGUGUUUUCAGAAAAACUUCAUGAUUUUAGGUAUCAUAUGGUAAAUAAACUUGUCUGGGAAUGGAAGGAAGGUGACUGAACUUUAAUAACAAGAAGCGAAAAAGGGAAAUUUCCAGAAAUAGCGCCAUUUUAAAAAAUUACAUGAAUGGUACCCAACCCACACAAAUUACAAAAUAGCACCAUUUAUUGAAAACCGCAGGCCCAAGGUGCGGUUUGUUUAGAAACUGCAGGCUGAAAAAGCGGUUUGUUUUCAGUGCAAAAAUCGUUGCAGGGGAAGGCGGUCCAGUGGCUGACCUAGCAGAAACCGCUUGAUGAGGGAGAGUUCCUAGGUCUUCAACCUACAAGAGGUUUGCUUUGCCGACAGGCAAACCGCACCCCACUUCCGAUUUGUAUGUCGUCCAAAUUCCCCUACACCCGACAUGUUGCCAUGUAGGGGCUAUAGAGAUGUGGGUCUGCAUGGCAGUUGAAAACCGCUACCUCCCUCUGGUUUUCAAUCAAAAAUUUGCCGAUAAAAGGCAGCUCCGAGAACCUCAGUUCCUCACUGCUCUCGUUAUUCGUCUUCAAUUGUUUGUUGUGCACCCUACGUUUUAGAGUUUUUGCAAUUAAUGUUACUUCGUAAGUUUAUUUUGUAUUACUUUUAUUGUGAUUUGUGAUUUUUAUGGUAAUAACUGAAUUAUGGUUUGAUUGCAGAUGAGAUUCCAAAAGUUCACGCUUGGGUUACAGUGGAAUGGUUACACGGAAGAGGCCAAAAAGGGGGUAUGUUACGUCUGUGGUUAUUUUUCAUAAAAUUAUCGUCUCUACGAGACCGAUGCUUGAAGAGCUUCAUCAAAUGUGUACUGAGGUUACUGGCAUGGAUGGCACGAUAAGAGUAGAUCGUAUGGUGCAUUUAUCGAUAUCCAAACAGACAAUAGGGUUCAUUGUGGCAUGAGGAAUUUCUCAUAACCACUCAGGAUGAAGUAUAUGCCAUGGUCAAAUUUUAGAAAGACCAUAAUCUUUCCAAAGCAUAGAUGUUCGUUUGCACCAAAACGGUCGAAGGCGAUGGAGGUCAUUCUGCAGAUGGCCAAACAUCUAGUAUCCAUGGUGGAGGUGGAUUAUAUGAAGAUCAUCCCUACCACGCUUACCAUAAUCCCCAUUCCUACCAUAAGUACCAAGAAGGAGGUGAAGGUCAUCAACAAUCCUUUCCAUCAUAUGACGAAGAAGUCCAACGGUACUAGGACGACCAACAAGAAGGCUACCAGUAACAACCCGAGUCAAUUUUCCAUUCAUGCGGCGAUAGUUUUCACAACUACCAUUACGGAGCUGAUGAAGGGCCUUUCAUGAUCUGGAUCAGAUGGAAGAUGUCCUGCCAGCACCAGUUAGCGACCCUUCCAAUGAAGAAGAAGAAGGCAAUGUCAAUGCAGACAACUUUGACCCUCUUGAAGGUACUGAUGAUUCAGGCCCAGAGUCAGAGUUAGACUCAAAUGAUGAUGAGGUGUCUCAUGACCAUGUACCUAUUUUGUACUACAAUUAUAGUCUAAAUGAGAAUUAGUAUGUCGACGCCGACAUGGAGCCACCAGAGGUGCCAAUAUGGGGUCCACUCACUAGGUUUAUGAAUUGCAAAAAAUUUGGUACAAAGAAGGAGGUGCGGCAUGCUAUUGAGAAUGAAGCAAUGACUCAGAGUUUUGAAUGGUGCACAACUCAUUCCAACGCGAAGAGGCUCAUAGUUAGAUGCCGAAAUCAACACGAGUGAUGCAAGGCUAGGAUCCAGGCCAUCAACAGCAAGAGAAUCGACCACAGGGUCAUAUCCCGUGCGGUGAACACUCACACAUGUGUGUCAUCCAUAACAUCCCAAGGCCAUCGACAGUUGAAAUCCAGGGUGUUUGUCGCGGCUAUCAAGCAUCUAAUUAAGCAACAACCCGAUCUGAAGGUGAAAGCAUCAUCGCCGACAUUUCUAGUCAUUAUGGAUAUAUUAUUAACUAUAAGAAGGCGUGGCAUGGAAAGCAGAAAGCCAUGGUCGCCGCCUUUGGUGACUAGGAAGAAUCAUAUGCAUUCCUUUCCAGAUUGAUUUUGGCAUUGGAGGCGUCUAACCCUUACACUGUUUUCUCCCCCGCUAUCAAGACGACGAGAUCCAGCUACCGAGCCCGGUAACAAACGUCAUUUCAAAUG